UUCUACUAAUGAGCUGUUGUAUGCGUUUCUAUGUUAAAGCCUUAUGAAAAAUUGCUGGACUUGACAGACCCCGUUCUUAGAGAGGGAACUAUUGGGAAGAGCCGGACUUGCUCUCAUAGGUGUUAGUGUUCUGCUAUUUGCGGAUCAUGGGGUCGAUGUUCCGUAGUGAGGAAGUGUGUCUAGUGCAGCUCUUUCUUCAGUCUGGCUCAGCGUAUAACUGUGUCAGUGAACUGGGGGAACUGGGUAUUGUUGAAUUCAGAGAUUUGAAUCCCAAUGUAAAUGCCUUUCAAAGAAAGUUUGUGAGUGAAGUGAGGAGAUGUGAAGAGUUGGAGAAGACAUUUGCAUUUUUGGAGCAGGAGAUUGGGCGCUCACUGUCUCCCACUCUGCGGACUCCUCUGCAGCCCCCUGUUCUGACUCCUCCUGCACCUCAGCCCAGGGAGUUACUCACCAUAGAGGAGGAGAGUGAACGGCUGGCCCGCGAGUUGAAAGAGGUGUCCAGGAACAGAGACAGCCUCCGAGCUCAGCUCAACCAGCUGUGUCAAUACAAGGGAGUUCUCACUCAGACACACUCUCUCACUUCCUCCCAGGCUCCGCCCCCUUCAUUUGACCAAGGUAACAUAAUUGACAAUCGGCAAGAUGUUAAACUCAGUUUUGUCGCGGGCGUGGUACACCCGUGGAAGGUCCCCUCCUUUGAGAGGUUGCUAUGGCGAGCGUGCCGUGGUUACAUCAUUGUGGACUUCAAAGAGAUGGAGGAAAAACUGGAACACCCUGACACUGGGGAAAUGAUACAGUGGACAGUGUUUCUGAUCUCGUACUGGGGUGAUCAGAUUGGACAAAAAGUGAAGAAGAUCUGUGAUUGUUUCCACACACAGACCUUUGCAUAUCCUGAAAGCCAAACAGACAGAGAAGAGGUGCUUGAUGGCCUGAGGGGCAGAAUAGAAGAUAUUAAAUCAGUGAUGGGGCAGACAGAGCAGUAUCUGCAGCAGCUGCUGGUGCAAGCUCUGGCCGUCGUGCCUCAGUGGCGUGUGCGAGUGCAGAAGUGUAAGGCUGUGCAGAUGGUUCUGAAUCUGUGCAGUCCCUCUGUGACGGAGAAGUGUCUCAUCGCAGAGGCCUGGUGCCCCGUCAGCCAACUGCCAGCACUGCAGAGUGCCCUCAGAGAAGGAGGGAGAAAGAGUGGGAGUGGUGUAGAUUCAUUCUACAACCGUUUGCCAGCCAACACCUCCCCUCCCACCCUGUUUCCCACCAAUGCCUUCACCGCUGGCUUCCAGAACAUUGUCGAUGCUUAUGGGGUGGCCAGCUACAGAGAGGUCAACCCAGCUGUGUAUACCAUAAUUACCUUCCCGUUCCUAUUUGCGGUUAUGUUUGGGGAUGUGGGUCACGGUCUCCUCAUGGCUCUGGCCGCUCUGUGGAUGAUUCUGGAGGAGAAAGAUCCAAAACUGAGGAACAAUACCAAUGAGAUUUGGCGUAUGAUGUUUGGAGGGCGGUAUUUGAUUCUGUUGAUGGGCCUUUUCUCCAUCUAUACUGGGGCCAUUUAUAAUGAAUGCUUCAGUAAAGGCCUCAGUACAUUCUCCUCUGGCUGGCAUGUCGAACCCAAUGCUAAAUACUACAACUGGACUGACGAGACAUUCAUAAAUAAUCAGUACCUCAGUUUGGACCCAAAUGUCACUGGUGUUUUCACUGGUCCCUAUCCCUUUGGCAUUGAUCCGAUCUGGGGCCUGGCCAACAAUCACCUGACGUUCCUGAACUCGUAUAAAAUGAAGAUGUCUGUCAUCAUCGGAAUCAUCCACAUGAGCUUUGGAGUCUGUCUGUCCUUCUUUAACUACCUGCACUUUGGGCAUGUGAGCAGUAUUUUCCUGGUGCUGAUUCCUGAGCUGUGUUUUAUGCUGUGUCUCUUUGGCUAUCUGGUCUUCAUGAUCAUCUAUAAAUGGAUUGCUUACGGCCCUGUGCACUCAAACUCAGCGCCCAGCAUACUCAUUCACUUCAUAGACAUGUUCCUGUUUGCUGAGAACAAGGACAAUCCACCUCUCUAUCAUGGCCAGGAGAUUGUACAGAAGGUCCUGGUCGUGGUAGCUUUAUGUUCGGUUCCUGUGUUGUUGCUUGGAAAACCCGUCCACGAUUACAUUGCACACAAGAGGAGGAGACGGCAGUACUCUGGAGAACGGCGCCCUCUGCUGGCAGAGAAUGGCUCCAUCAACGCACACCCUGGAGAGAUGGAGAGUGGAGGAGAAAAAGAAGAAGAAGAGUUUGAUGUGCCAAAUGAGUUCAUGCAUCAGGCUAUUCAUACUAUAGAGUACUGCCUGGGCUGCAUCUCCAACACUGCCUCCUACCUACGACUGUGGGCCCUCAGUCUGGCUCAUGCUCAGCUGUCUGAGGUAUUGUGGGUGAUGGUUAUGCGGAUCUCCUUUUCCAGUAAGAGCUAUAUAGGCUCCAUAAUUCUGGUUGUUAUUUUUGCCGCCUUUGCUGUGCUGACUGUCUCUAUCCUACUAAUCAUGGAGGGCCUUUCAGCCUUCUUACAUGCUCUGAGACUUCACUGGGUGGAGUUCCAGAACAAGUUCUAUAGUGGAACAGGCUACAAACUCAGCCCAUUCUCAUUUACUUCCAUAAUCAGUGGCUCAUCGGUUAAUUAGCACAGUUGUGUGUCGCAUGACAAAUCGUUAUCUUCAUUCAGAAUUCUUGAUUAUUGUUUCUGCACCUGGAGUCUG
Chanos chanos (milkfish) is the source of this 2702-nucleotide messenger RNA. RefSeq names its product T cell immune regulator 1, ATPase H+ transporting V0 subunit a3b (gene tcirg1b). Gene Ontology annotation, cellular component: plasma membrane; vacuolar proton-transporting V-type ATPase complex; vacuolar proton-transporting V-type ATPase, V0 domain. Lineage: Eukaryota; Metazoa; Chordata; Actinopteri; Gonorynchiformes; Chanidae. The coding region runs from base 147 to 2627 and encodes 826 amino acids. The record is from RefSeq and is a predicted model, not a curated record. Gene Ontology annotation, biological process: proton transmembrane transport; vacuolar acidification. Gene Ontology annotation, molecular function: ATPase binding; proton-transporting ATPase activity, rotational mechanism. The transcript has 20 exons.